This is a messenger RNA of Fusarium graminearum PH-1, 1151 nucleotides long. RefSeq lists its product as uncharacterized. The coding region runs from base 145 to 984 and encodes 279 amino acids. Lineage: Eukaryota; Fungi; Ascomycota; Sordariomycetes; Hypocreales; Nectriaceae. The transcript has 3 exons. Gene Ontology annotation, biological process: vesicle-mediated transport. Gene Ontology annotation, molecular function: small GTPase binding. The record is from RefSeq and is a predicted model, not a curated record. Gene Ontology annotation, cellular component: Golgi apparatus; membrane.
GGUGUCCUGUGACAAGUAACUGCAACUUUACCCUCCCUUGCUAUAGCGCAGUUCGUUUUUAACCACGUACACAUCUCCAACCACGAACCAGUCGCUCGCUAUAUCAACUCAAAACAAUCCAACGAUUGAUUACCAGUUUCCGCAAUGUCUGGCUCAGGAUACGACGCUGUCGUCGACGUUGACGAUGAGGGUGAUCUCGGCCACACCGAUCUCCAAGAAGACCUCGAAUUCCAUACGUCCAACUUCAAUGACACAAAUCCCAACACCCGCAAGCCUCCCUCUGGCGGCAGCGGUCUUCCCGCGCCGGCCACAGCUUCGAGCGGCUCAGGAUCAUCUAAGCGCUUCCUCUGGAGCAUGAACUUUUAUGCGCAGUUCUUUGAUGUCGAUACUUCUGCUGUCCUGUCCCGCUGCUGGGCUGCUCUCUUCCCUCGGGCCAACUUCCUCGAUGUUCUCGAAGGCAACCCUGAUUUAUACGGACCGUUUUGGAUCGCCACAACGGUUGUCCUGAUUCUUUUCCUGGGAGGUACCAUCAGCCAGUAUAUGUCUGAUACAGGCAAGGGACCAUUCCUCUACGAUUUCAAGCUAUUGAGUGGCGCCGCUGGCCUCAUCUAUGGCUACACCCUUUUUAUCCCCAUGGGUCUUUUCCUUGCCCUCCGAUACUUCGGCAGCGAAUCCGCCAACCUGCUCGAGUGCUGGGCUCUGUACGGCUACUCUAACCUCAUCUGGAUCCCUGUGGCCCUUAUCAGCUCAUCGCCUAUUUCGAUUCUCAAUUGGGUUUUUGUCGGUGUUGGCUUCGGCAUCUCAGUCGCGUUCCUGCUGCGCAACUUGUAUCCUGUUCUCAGCGCCACGGAUCGCCAGGUCAGCAAGGUUUUGUUGGUUGUUGUUGUGCUGCUACACGCUGGACUGUCGCUUGCUAUCAAGAUCCUCUUCUUUGCUCAUGGCAGCCCCGUGUCUAGCACACCAGACAAGAGCAAGGGUGAUUAAGGGACUGGUUCAGAGAAUUUGAUUAAAAGAUAUGAUGGGAUGGAUAUAAGGGUUUGAAUGACACGUUAGAGAAUAUGUCCUUGGCCCCAACUGUAGCCACAGUGUAACCAAAACGGAGUUUUGGGGAAACAUAUCGUUUUGGCAUUGUUUGUACAAUAAGUUAGAAG